GAGGAGGAAGGCGUGUCGUCUCAGCUCGCGAGGGAAAAAACGGAAAAUUAAGGGAAACAAAGACCCAAAAAUGUCCCCCAACGAAGAGAAAGACGCUCCUUUGCUCCCUUGGGAUAAUUUCAGUAACUGGGUGCACGCGAUAUGUGUCGUCACGUUCGAUUUAGAGCUCGGGCAAGCCAUGGAGAUGAUUUAUCCUGGCGACCGCGAGCUUACAGAGCGCGAACGGACCAACAUCUGCUACCUGGCUUUCCCCGACAGUAACUCCGGCCUGAUGGGGAAUGUCCAGUUCCACUUUCGCAUCCGCCAGUGCCCGCAGUCGAAUCCCUUGCAUACCCGCCCGGCCAUUCAUCAGUACAAUGCCACGUGUCCGACGAGCAUACAGACUGACGAUGGCUACCUCUAUGGCUAUGUGUACUUCAGGCAAGUCAAGGACCGCACACUAAGGAGAGGAUAUUUUCAGAAGAGUGUGGUAUUACUUUCCCACCUGCCACUGGUAUCGCUCUUCACAAGUGUGCUAGACUUGAUGGCGCCAGAGUAUUUUGAUACUGGAGAAGCCAGCCUAGAAGCUGCUUGCCACCACCUCGACCAAUGGCCUCUGCCUACACCAGGUGUCACCCUUAGUCUUCCUCUACUUGGAACUCUGAUACAGGUUCGAAUUCCAAGUCGGCAGGACAAACCGGGUGCUUCCACACUAACACCACCAUCCCCUCCCCACACAUCUCCAGGACCUUUGACAAUCAUGGUGCCAUCUCCACAUGAAACAGAGGCUUUCAGAGUUUUAGCUCCGGUGCUGCCUCACCUUAACCUUUUAUGGGAACUGGUGAUCACUGCUGAACCUUUGGUGGUGAUGGCAACAUCACCAACCACUGCUGCCAAUAUGGUGCAAACCCUAGUCAGCCUUAUUGCUCCACUCAAGUAUAGCGGAGACUACCGACCCUUCUUUACCAUCCAUGACUCAGAGUUCAAGGAGUACACAACUCGUACUUCUGCUCCUCCCAAUGUGAUCCUGGGAGUGACCAACCCCUUCUUUGCCAAGACACUCCAGCACUGGCCACACAUCAUCAGGAUUGGGGAUAACACUGGAUCCCCAAGUACACAGAAGCAUAAAUUAAAGAAAGCUUCAGCUCUCAAAACAGUUGAACAGAAACCUGGUGUGUACACGAAGUACCGACCUCACUUACAGGCUGACAAGGGUUUAGUAAAGCGAUUACUGAAGGGUGUGCAGACGGGACGACCAGUAGAGGUACAGAGCGCACUGCUAAGACGACAUCUUUUAGAGUUAACACAGUCCUUCAUGAUUCCGUUGGAGAGAUAUGUAGCUUCUCUGAUGCCACUGCAGAAAAACAUUUCACCGUAUAAG
Molecule: messenger RNA, 1360 nt
Organism: Penaeus monodon (black tiger shrimp)
Lineage: Eukaryota; Metazoa; Arthropoda; Malacostraca; Decapoda; Penaeidae
Product: protein DENND6A-like
Cellular component (GO): recycling endosome
Molecular function (GO): guanyl-nucleotide exchange factor activity
Source: RefSeq, a predicted model, not a curated record